This is a messenger RNA of Letharia columbiana, 996 nucleotides long. RefSeq lists its product as uncharacterized. Lineage: Eukaryota; Fungi; Ascomycota; Lecanoromycetes; Lecanorales; Parmeliaceae. The record is from RefSeq and is a predicted model, not a curated record. The transcript has 2 exons. Bases 1 to 996 code for a protein of 331 amino acids.
AUGUUUGAAAGAUAUCACGAUAUCGUCACAAACCAAUGUAACAAAGCGCUGCCGUCGAGGGACUCAGACUGGUAUCCAGCCUGGCGUAAUGAUCAUUAUAUCGUCGACUUGGUCCGAGUACUGGAAAUGUCGAAAUUGCAGGACAGACCCGACGCCCUUGAAUCCACUUUCGAGCUUUGGCCAGAUACCAGUGAGCUCGAAGUUAUCUGUCCGACCCAGCCACUUUCCGAUUCGCCUGCUCCUUGGUAUCCAACAAAUAAUGGAGCUAGGACCCUCGACUCCUCUCAAAUCAGCGACGUGCGUUGGAGGUCUACGGCUGAUUCAGAGAGACCCGAAGUCAGUACCCGGCCUACCUCGCUGACCACUUUGUCUCAAGCCUCCAUCUCCCCAACGCCGCUAACUCCCAACACUCCAACAACUUCAACUUUAAGUUGUCGAGAAUGCUCCAAGGACUUCACGGGAAGCCCACAAGACGCCAGAUCCAAUUUUCGGCGUCAUCAACGAACGUCCCCAAGACACAAUAAAAAUGCAGGGCUCAAAUGUCCCCAUCCAGAAUGUCGUAUGAAGCCCCCCAUGAGAUCUGACAACCUAGGCCCGCAUCUCAAGAAGAGACAUCGGAUGUCCUCGUCAGAAAGAAGUGUCGCUAUAGACCAAAGUAGACUAUCGGCAAGGAGAGUGGACGAUGAUGGAAUUGAUCGACAUAGGUCCCAAUAUCCUUCUUCUACACAAAGCCAAUACACACAGAAUCCGUAUACACAGGACCAACACACACAGAACCACUCCUCCAGUUCCUCCUCGGGUUCCGCAACUUCGCAGCUGGACCGAUGGGUCAAGACGAAGGAGACGCAUGAGCAGGUGGCCCUCGGGAAGAAGAGCUCGAGGCGGACGGCGGAUACGAUUGUCUUUUUGGAUAACGCGGGACAAAGGAUCGAGGGGGGCGCGAGAGGGUCCGGGGAUGUAGAGGAGAGGGAAGUUGUGGAAUGGGGGACAAGGUGA